Rhea pennata is the source of this 6757-nucleotide messenger RNA. RefSeq names its product ATPase phospholipid transporting 11C (gene ATP11C). The coding region runs from base 47 to 3523 and encodes 1158 amino acids. Gene Ontology annotation, cellular component: plasma membrane; recycling endosome; endoplasmic reticulum. The transcript is spliced from 30 exons. Lineage: Eukaryota; Metazoa; Chordata; Aves; Rheiformes; Rheidae. Gene Ontology annotation, biological process: phospholipid translocation. The record is from RefSeq and is a predicted model, not a curated record. Gene Ontology annotation, molecular function: magnesium ion binding; ATP hydrolysis activity; ATPase-coupled intramembrane lipid carrier activity.
CGCGGGGCGAUGCGGCGCUGAGGGCGGCGGGGCCGGCGCCGCCGCGAUGCUCCGCCGCAGCCUGAGCCGCCUGUGUGCCGGGGAGGAGAAGCGAGUUGGUACCCGCACCGUGGUGGUUGGGCACCGUCUGGCUUCGGAAACGGAUGCCUACGUCGCACAAAAAUUUUGCGAUAACAGGAUCGUCUCAUCCAAGUAUACGAUCUGGAACUUCCUCCCGAAGAAUCUCUUUGAACAGUUCAGAAGAAUUGCCAACUUCUAUUUCCUUAUUAUCUUCCUUGUGCAGGUCAUAGUGGACACCCCGACCAGUCCGGUGACCAGCGGGCUUCCCCUUUUCUUUGUGAUCACUGUCACAGCCAUCAAGCAGGGAUACGAGGACUGGCUGAGACACAGAGCUGACAACGAAGUAAACAAAAGCAAUGUCUUCGUUGUUGAAAACGCGAAGCAAGUGCGGAAAGAGAGUGAAAAAAUCAAGGUUGGAGACAUAGUAGAGGUGAAAGCAGAUGAGACCUUCCCCUGUGACUUGGUAUUUUUGGCUUCAAGUAGCGUUGACGGGACCUGUUACGUCACCACAGCCAGUCUUGAUGGCGAGUCGAAUUUCAAGACUCACUACGCCGUGCGGGAUACCACCGUGCUCUGUACGGAUGAAGCCAUAGACUCCCUUACUGCCACCAUCGAGUGCGAACAGCCGCAGCCCGACCUCUACAAAUUUGUUGGAAGAAUUAUUAUCUACAGAAGUAAUCAAGAACCUGUAGCCAGGUCUUUGGGUCCUGAAAACCUGUUGUUGAAAGGUGCUACCCUCAAAAAUACCAAGAAGAUCUAUGGAGUUGCAGUCUAUACUGGAAUGGAAACGAAAAUGGCUUUGAACUACCAAGGGAAAUCUCAGAAACGUUCUGCUGUAGAGAAAUCUAUCAACGCUUUUUUGAUAGUGUAUUUAUGCAUCCUAUUGAGCAAAGCUACGGUGUGCACAACACUGAAAUAUGUCUGGCAGAGUAAUCCAUUUAAUGAUGAGCCUUGGUACAAUGAAAAGACUAAGAAAGAGAAAGAGACGUUCAAGGUUUUGAGGAUGUUUACAGACUUCUUGUCAUUCAUGGUCCUGUUCAAUUUUAUUAUCCCAGUCUCCAUGUAUGUUACGGUAGAGAUGCAGAAGUUCUUGGGCUCCUUCUUCAUCUCUUGGGAUAAGGAGAUGUAUGAUGAAGAAAUAAAAGAAGGUGCACUGGUGAACACCUCAGACCUGAAUGAAGAGCUUGGACAGGUGGAGUACGUGUUCACAGACAAAACUGGGACCUUGACGGAAAACAGCAUGGAGUUCAUCGAAUGCUGCAUAGAUGGACACAAGUACAAAGGCUGCGUGUCGGAGGUUGAUGGCUUCUCCCAGACUGAUGGCCCCCCAAAAUACUGUGGCAAUGCAGAGAAAUGUCGAGAAGAGCUGUUCCUGCGUGCCUUGUGCCUGUGCCACACUGUUCGAAUCAAAGAAGGAGACCAGGUGGAUGGAUUGAUAGGACAUCAGGAAGACAAAUGUACCUACAUAUCCUCUUCCCCAGAUGAAAUUGCUUUGGUGAAGGGGGCAAAAAUGUAUGGUUUCACUUUUCUAGGAUUUGAAAAUGAUUUCAUGAAAAUACAAAACCAAAAGAAUGAAACUGAAAUGUACCAACUUCUUCAUGUAUUGAACUUUGAUCCUGUCCGUCGUCGUAUGAGUGUCAUCGUGAGAACCACCACAGGAAAGUUGCUUCUCUUCUGUAAAGGAGCAGACUCCUCUAUUUUUCCAAGAGUGCAACAAGAAGAAAUUCAAAAAACUAAAGUCCACGUAGACCGCAAUGCUAUGGAUGGAUAUCGAACGCUUUGUGUGGCAUUCAAAGAGCUAACUCAAAAGGAGUAUGACAGAAUUGACAGGCAACUUAAUGAAGCCAAGAUGGCUCUGCAAGACAGAGAAGAAAAGAUGGCAAAGGUGUUUGAAGACACAGAAGCAGACAUGCACUUGAUUGGGGCUACUGCUGUAGAAGACAGACUGCAGGAACAGUCAGCAGAGACGAUUGAAGCUCUGCACACAGCCGGCAUGAAGGUGUGGGUGCUGACUGGAGACAAGAUGGAAACGGCUAAAUCCACCUGCUAUGCCUGCAGGCUCUUCCAGACCAGCACCGAGCUGCUGGAGCUAACGGCAGCAACCGUGGGUGAGAGCGAAAGGAAGGAGGAUCGGCUCCAUGAGCUGCUAAUGGAAUAUCAUAAAAAGCUGAUUCAGGACUUUCCCAAAAAUCGAGGGGGGCUGAAAAGAAGCUGGACGUUCAGUCAGGAAUAUGGCCUGAUUAUAGAUGGCUCCACACUGUCGCUAAUUCUCAAUCCUUCUCAGGACUCCAGUUCUAGUAACUACAAAAACAUAUUCCUGCAAAUCUGCUUGAAGUGUACUGCAGUCCUGUGCUGUCGGAUGGCUCCCUUGCAGAAAGCACAGAUUGUGCGAAUGGUGAAGAACACAAAAGGGAGCCCAAUAACACUAUCAAUAGGGGAUGGUGCAAAUGAUGUUAGUAUGAUUUUGGAAGCGCAUGUCGGAAUAGGUAUAAAAGGCAAAGAAGGACGGCAGGCUUCAAGAAAUAGUGAUUAUGCUGUUCCAAAGUUUAAGCACUUAAGAAAAUUGCUACUAGCACAUGGGCAUUUGUAUUAUGUGAGAAUAGCACACCUUGUACAGUAUUUCUUCUAUAAGAACCUUUGCUUCAUAUUACCGCAAUUUUUAUACCAGUUCUUCUGUGGCUUCUCACAACAGCCACUGUAUGAUGCUGCUUAUCUUACCAUGUACAACAUCUGCUUCACAUCGCUACCUAUCCUGGCUUAUAGCCUCCUGGAGCAGCACAUCAGCAUUGACACACUGACCUCAGAUCCACAGCUGUAUAUGAAAGUUUCUGAUAAUGCAAUGUUGCAAUGGAGGCCUUUCUUAUACUGGACCUUUCUGGGCGCCUUUGAAGGACUCGUGUUUUUCUUUGGGGUUUAUUUUCUUUUUCAAAAUUCGUCAUUGGAAGAUAAUGGAAAGGUUUUCGGCAAUUGGACCUUUGGAACUAUUGUCUUCACCGUGUUAGUGUUCACCGUCACUCUGAAGCUAGCGUUAGAUACUCGAUUCUGGACGUGGAUGAACCACUUUGUGAUUUGGGGCUCCCUGGCCUUCUAUGUGUUCUUCUCGUUCUUCUGGGGAGGCGUCAUUUGGCCUUUCUUGAAGCAGCAAAGAAUGUAUUUUGUAUUUGCCCAUAUGCUGACUUCUGUUUCCACAUGGCUGGCAAUAAUUCUCCUGAUUUUUAUCAGCCUUUUCCCAGAAAUUCUUCUAAUAGUUUUAAAAAUCAUAAAAAAGAAAAAACAUCAGGAACAUCCACUAUCUUCAUGCUUUCUCAAACUUCCAGCAAUCACAGCUUUUCUUGGAGCGAAUAAGACUGGCCCCUUUGAUCUGCCUAGGUUAAUGUCAUACAAACGCAUAGAGAAUGGUUAUGUGAAGACUGAAGAUGCUGUUACUAACUUGGUAGAAAGAUAUCCUCUCAGGAUACUGUAAAUGCUUUGUACAAACACUGCAUUUGGUCAUGCUGUAGGGGAAAAAACCCGUAUUUUUAACCUAACAGUUCUCAUAAAAAUUACCAAGAACUGUGAGCAGCCUUGCUGAUAAAGCAGUAGCCAGGACACGGGGCACAGUACCCAUUUGCCUUGGUCUUGUUGCCCUCCCUCCCCGCCCCCCACCUCCAAAAAUCUUCUAAAUGAAAAAAAAUCUUCUAAAUGAAAAGUCUGUGUAACUGGAGGCUGAGGAAGCAUCUUUGGAAAUUCUUCAAAAGCAAUGUGGACAGAGUGCAGAAGAGAAAGAGGAGCAUCAUCCUGUUGAGCAUGGUGGCCACCGCUGCCCGAGAGUGAUUUGCUGUCCAAGCCUCUUGCUUUGCCUGACCAAAGAAGCAGUGUGGACUGUAGACCCGCUCUCAGCCCUGUCCAGCUCCCCAAAGGCAUCGUGAAAAGACCCCUGGUCUGGCAUGGGAGUUGGGUUGCAUGGUGUCAAGGUGCCCAGCUCAGUCUGGUGGCUUCCUCCUGCCUUGGGCUGUGUCCGCAUCCAGCUCUGCAGAUGGACGAUGACCCUCCGCCAUGCUGGGUCUGGAUGGAAAGCAUGAAAGCCUGGGAGAAGUCCUCACUGGUGCUGUGGGGUGUCCGGUCAGAUGUCCUUCCUCUGGCAGCCAGUGUGGUUAGGAGUGACCUGUGAUUGUUGAGGAGCAGUGUGGACAGCCGCUGUGCCAGGGAAGCGCCGAAGUUCUCGUGCUGCCCGUUGACUCCUUUGCCCACAGGCUCCUUCCUGAAGGAAGGGGAAGAAAUGAUAAUUUUCCCUGGUGUUUUGGAAAGGUGCAAGAAGCGUUCACUCUGACCGCUUUCUCGGUCAGGAAAGAAGCUCACCAAUUGUGUUGUGCCGGAAUUUGAGCCCAGUUUUUCCUGGGCUCCUGUGGCUGCUUUCACAUUACUGCACUGUGCAGUUGCUUAAACACUUUACAGGCCUGAAUGACAGUGCUGCCCUUGGACAGUCCCAGGGACGUGGACUGUGCCUGUCCACACUCACAGGCAUCAAACUGCAUCCUGAGUUAUUUGCACUAAGAAAAAAAAAAAGUCAUUUAAAAAUAAAAGGAAUAUGUUAGUCUGAUCUCAUUCCUUUUAUACUUGGUUUUUAAAUUGGCAUGUCCUUUUUAAAUCCACCUUUACUAAGAUAGGGAGAAACUAUGUUUUGUUUCUUUUUAGGUUGUAAAUAUCACAUGUGCGUAGUGGAGAGGUGGGAUGCCCAACUCUCUCAUACUUCAGAUGUGAAAAAUGCAGUUUUAAAAAUUGUUUUAAGUCAUAAAUGGUCAUGGGAGCAGCUUGUGUGCCGCUGUCACUUGAUACUAAGGUUUAUCCUCAUGCUGAGUCCCCUUUGCCCUGUCUAGUACAAUCUGCUACUGGCCAGAGGUCUGCAUGGCAGCUAGAGGAAAUACUGUGAUAAGCAUCCACAUCUAAUUUCAGAGGUAUUAUAAACCCUACGCUGCAGACGGGUCCGGCUCCCCUCGUGUUUCUCUGAGGCUCCGUUGUAUUUUCACGCAAAGCAGCAAGAAUUGGGACUAGGCAGAGCGUUCCCUUCGUCCGGUUCCGCUAAGCGGCGGGCUGCUGCCUCUGGAGAGCUGCUCCUCUUGGUCUUGCACCUCUUGGUCUCUGGCCGGCCACCCGCGAGGUCCGACUGCGGCGCAAGCAGGACCCGGAUCGCUCUCCGACACGAGCUGCAGGCGAACGCUGACGUACGGGCCGAGGAACCUGCCUGGGGAUGAGUCACGGAGCAAAGGGGCCGCAGAGCCUGGACGGACGGACGGACGGGCCGGCUGCGCUCCGCUCGGCGCCGGCGGGGCUUGCUGUCGCCCUGCCGGCAGCCACAGCUCGGCUCCUUGCUGCAUGCGAGUGCAGAGCUGUGCUUCCAGCAUGCCUGCCGUGGGCAGAGCUUUCUGCUUUUUCCUUUUCCUAGCUCCUCGCGUGGACCUAGAAUUCAAGCUGCAGACCUUGGCCAAUUCUCAACGUUUUAUUCCUAAAAUGUGGUGCCUACAGAUCAAGUACGCGAUGAAAACAAGGAAGAUGCACUCUAUAUGCCAAAUCUAACCUUUCUCCUUAAAUAUACACUUGCUGUCUUCUGUUUACAUAACCUUUAAAAUGGGGGCACUGAAACAUGUAAUUCCUGUGAUUCAAAACCAUUCCAAGCCUGGAUCGUCCCAAGUCUGACAACCUGCUUCUUGGUUUGUUUUGUGUUAUAUUCAACUUCUAGGGUCAAGCUCUGUUCCCGUGAAGACUCACCCAGAGGUUUUGCCACUGAUGUUACGUACAGGGAACAGAACGAAGCUUGCAGUGUUUUGGUAUGUAUGAACUGUACUGCUAAAGCCACUUACGCGGGCUAAAUUCUGCAGCCUGUUGUAAGACAAGAGCCAUCUGUGAACCAAGCCUUUUUCUUCCCAUUUACAAGUAUCCAGUAUCAGUAUGGAGUAAACUAUUUGCCGUAGCUGUGCGCUUAAACCGAAGGCCCGUGUAAGCUGCUGAAACGUGGGCUGGGGUAAACGUGGAGUGUCUUGAAUGCCAGCUCUUUUGGGAAACGCACGUUUUCUCGGACUCGGAUCUUCAGCUGUUUUGGCGGCGUAGGGUGGCGGUGCCGGGACAGCCUCGCUCCAGCAGAAGCGCUGGUUGUCCUGGUUUGGAAACGGCAGAAAGGAAAUUUCUGGUGCUGCAGAUGCGUUGUGAAAUGUGAGGAAACAGGAGACCAAACCUGGAGUUAGAGGAGAAGGAAAGUGGUGAUAGUGGCUGUAAAGUAUCAGCCAGCAGGACGCGAGAGCGGCAGUAAUUUGACAGUAAUACUGUGAUUUUUCCUGUAAAACAAUACAAGCUGCACUGUUGCUGUGCUCUUUAGUGAACUAAAAGGUCAGUACAGGCUUAUCGGUGGAAAAACUUGAAGGAAAAAGGCUAGGGUUUUUGCUAAUAAUUCACUGAAGUUUAAUCACUGGUUAGUGACUCUGAAAGAUAAGAAAAGUAAUUAAGAUUCCCUCUGAAAUUUUUAUGUGAUAAUGGGAAAACUUGAUGUAGUCAUAACUACUUUUCAAAAAAAAAACUAAUUUUCAUUGUUAUGAGAAUAUUAUAAAUGACUUGGAAUUGCAUAAAAGCUUAAAAUUGAAUUUGUAUACCUACUUACAGUUGAAAACCAUACCUAAUAUUGCUCUGUUCAUCCAAUUUCCCAGCCAUGUUUUUUUUUUUUUUUUUU